Rhipicephalus sanguineus (brown dog tick) is the source of this 1433-nucleotide messenger RNA. RefSeq names its product SEC14-like protein 4. Lineage: Eukaryota; Metazoa; Arthropoda; Arachnida; Ixodida; Ixodidae. The transcript has 12 exons. Gene Ontology annotation, cellular component: cytoplasm. The record is from RefSeq and is a predicted model, not a curated record. Bases 149 to 1309 code for a protein of 386 amino acids.
CCUUGUUUUGAGAGGAAGAGAGCGUUCGGCCGGCGCUCUUGUGUUAUCCCCACGGCAGUGGAGCUGGCAUUGCCCCGUAAAGUCGCGCCGCGGCACACUUUGCUCCGGUGACAGCAGCAGUGACACCGUGAAUACAACGGGCUUCGCGAUGGCGAACGACGCGCAGGAACGGGCCGCACUUGAACAGCUGAAGGAGACCUUGAAGGACGUGUGGCAAGAACAGUUCACCGACGCAUACCUGAUGCGAUGGCUUCGAGCCCGAGACCUCGACGUGGACAAGGCCGGUGACCUUCUGCGCAAAAACCUGCGAUGGAGGGAGGAGAACAAAAUCGACACCUUGGUCGAGCGGUACGAGUGCCAUCCAAUCAUCAAGCAGUACUUUCCUGGCGGAAUCUUCAACCAUGACCGGGAAGGCAGUCCAAUCUACAUUAUUCCAAUAGGCAGCGGCGACUUCAAAGGCAUGCUACAGUGCCUGUCCAAGGAAGAGUUGGUCAUGUACGUGGUCUACGUGCUCGAGUGUAUGCAGCGGGAGAGGGAGAGCCAGAGUCGCAAGCUGGGAAAACUUAUCGAAAAGUCUGUGUUUUUAUUCGACUGGGAGAACUUCAGCCUCAGGCAGGUGUACUCUUGGCAAGUGGUGGACUACAUACGAGCACUGGUUGGUCUAUACGAGAACAACUAUCCAGAGACCCUGAAGCUUGGCCUCCUCGUGAACACGCCAAGCUUCUUCCCGGUGUUCUGGAAGCUUAUCCGGCCAUUCCUUAGCGAAAGGACGGCCGGAAAGGUUAAGAUCUUCUCUAAAGAUGGUUGGCUGCCGAGUCUGCUGGAGUACGUCGACCCGAGUCAGCUGCCAGCACAGUGGGGAGGAACCAUUGUGCACCCGGAGGGUGGAGCACGCUGCACUCACAUAAUUGGGCCCGGAGGUGAUCUUCCAGACGCCGUAAGCCGCGGCGGAGGCGCACUGGCUGUCGACCCCGAGGCGGUCAGCUGCUUUCUGGAGCGUGGAAGGUCCAUGGAGGUGCCAGUCGAGGUUGAGGUGCCGGGUGCCAAGCUUCACUGGAGGUUGCAGGCGAAGGACGUCGGCUUCGCCCUCUGGAGGGUCAGCGGAGAAGACCGCGUUCAGGUGCUCGCACCGCGAAGGAUCGCCUGCGAUAAGGAUCCCGAAUGCGGGCAAAUGCACUGCGAGCAACCUGGAACAUACACAUUCACGUUCGACAACAGUUUCAGCUGGUUCAACGGGAAGCAACUCUCAUACGUCAUACGGGUGCAUCACGAAUCCAUAUCCAGCCCUGACGAAACCACUAGGUGCUGAAAAGAGAUUCGCCGGCCUCCAAGUCGGACCUUGUACAGCAGCCUCUGGCCACACAUGUUCGUGAACAAGCUUCUGGUCUCGUUUUUAUAACCGAGUGUAUUUUUUAUUCCUAUUACAAUAAAUG